Messenger RNA from Cuculus canorus (common cuckoo), 3054 nucleotides. Its product is annotated as class I histocompatibility antigen, F10 alpha chain. The record is from RefSeq and is a predicted model, not a curated record. Bases 77 to 1129 code for a protein of 350 amino acids. Gene Ontology annotation, biological process: immune response. Gene Ontology annotation, cellular component: external side of plasma membrane. Lineage: Eukaryota; Metazoa; Chordata; Aves; Cuculiformes; Cuculidae. The transcript has 6 exons.
CAAGCUCGGGGCUGAGGGCGGGGUUUUGGGCUCAGGGUUCCGAGUUCGAGGCUCGGGUGCGGAGGGAAGCGGAGCCAUGGGGCCGCGCCGGGCGCUGGGGCUGGCGGUGCUGCUGCUGGGGGUCCUGGGCGCCUCGACGUGCGGGCGCCAUUCCCUGCACUACUACUACAUGGGUGUGUCGGAGUCCAGCCCAGGGCUGCCUGAGUUUGUGUCCUUGGGGUAUGUGGAUGGGAACCUCGUCUCUCGCUAUGACAGCGAGACAGGGAAGACAGUGCCCAAGGCAGACUGGGUGAAGGACAACGUGGAUGAGCAGCACUGGGUCACCCAGACCCAGAGGGGAAAGGAAAAUCAGGAGUUUUACCAUGUGUGCCUGAACACAAUGAAGAGACGCUACAACCAGAGUGGCGGGUUUCACACGCUGCAGCGCAGGUAUGGCUGUGAACUCCUGGAAGACGGCAGCAUCAGUGGGUUUUAUCGGGGCGCCUACGAUGGGAAGGACUUCAUUGCUCUUGACAUGGACACGAUGACGUUUGUUGUGUGGGACACAGUGGCGGAAGUCACCAAGAGGCAGUGGGAGGAGGAAGGGAGGCAAGCUAAGUUGUGGAAGGACUUCCUGAAGAAUACCUGCAUCAAGUGGCUGAGGAAAUACCUGAGCUAUGGGCAGGCUGUGCUGGAGAGGAAAGAGCUGCCUGUGGUCCAUGUGUCUGGGAAGGAGGCUGAAGGGAUCUUGACCUUGCGUUGCCACGUUUAUGGUUUCUACCCACGGCCCAUCGUUGUCAGCUGGUUGAAGGAUGGCGAGGUGAGAGACCAGGACACCGUGUGGAGCAGCAUUGCACCCAAUAGUGACGGCACCUACUAUGUCUCGGCUUCUAUUGAUGUACACCCGGAGGAGAAGCACAAGUACAGGUGCCGUGUGGAGCACGCCAGCCUGGCCCAGCCUGGCCUCUUUGCAUGGGAUGAGCACAGUGGCCUUGGACGCGUGAAGCGGCGGGCUGGGGUGGUUCCCCUCCUCACUCCAGACAUGAAGUUCAACCUGGUCACCACCGUGCUUGCUGUGGCUGCUGCUGCCACCAUUGUUGCCGGAUUUGCCUUCUGGAAGUACAAGUUGAAUAAAGCUCCAGGGCCGUGAAGCAGACGAACAACUAUGACAAGGUGCCAGGGUGCACUACCCGAGCGCUUGGUGAGGGGUCGACCCAUGGUGGGAUGCAUCUCUGAAGUGACAGGGCUUGAUCAACAGGUCCAGAACAAAAUAGGUGCCCCGUGGAUGAUUCAUGUUGCACUGCUGUGUGUGCUGUUUAUUCUGUAACUCCUCACAUCCUGUGAUCAGUAGAGUGUGCUGUGCUCUUUUUGAUACAUAGAGUGUGAGAAAAUGCAUCAUAGUUGCAUUAUCAGUAGAAUUGGGCUGUGCCACCUUAAUUGUAGCUUCUCCAGCUCGCAGAGAGAAAAAGACCAUUGAUGCCCUGGCUAACCAAUCAGCAGGAGCAUGAGUACUGUGUAAAAGGAGAAAAACUAUGUAGGAAUGCUGCACCUCAACAGCCCCCUUAGUUUCAAGAUGAGAGAUAUCCACCUGCCUCGAUAUCUCCUCUCUUGGGGCCUUGGCCAGGCCCCAGGAGGUAGAGGGCAGUGAGCAUCUGAGACCAGAGAUUCUGCAUUUUUAGAACGAUGUAAGUUGUUUAUUUAACAAUGAGAAAAAUAGAGGGGAUAUCCACCUCAGGUCGCCAUCAUUCAUGGAGGUAAAAGAUUUGGAUCCACCAGUCUUAAUGAUGGGGCCAAAGUAUCUGGUCAAAAGCCACAUGGUCCUCCUGAAUCAGCUGGAGUAAUGGCCACAGGGAAAGACGAUACAGUUUUAAUCAAGAAACAUCAUGUCUCGGGAGAUAUCACUGUUGAAGGGAAUUUGGACGUUGAUAACUAUGUGAUAUCCUUAGGAAAGACUCUCCGGGAAUUGCAUAAAUUCGUGACUGUUAACAAAUCCGUAAAGCUUGAUACACCAGGACAUCCAUUCCAGCCUGGAAAUUGGGUGUAGAUAAGUCCUCGGACUCGGAACCAUUAACUCACACCUAGGUAGAAAAGACCAUACCGGGUACUUUUAACUGCAUACACAGCUGUGAAGCUGUCUGGAAAAGGACAUUGGAUUCAUCAUUCGCAAAUUAAAAAGGUUCCUGCUUCAUGGAUCGUGGAAUAAUGAUCCCCCAACAGCUCAUGACAUGGGAAUUGAGUGGGUACCAAAGCCUGAGUGGACAAUCCAACAGGACUCGAGGAACCCACUAAAGAUGAGGAUUCAAAGAGUUAGGUCAUGAUGAAUUUUGAAAUUGCUGUUACUACAAUGAUAGCCGUGGGUAAAAAAGUUGGAUUGGAAUGGCAACAGCAUAUUCAAAUUGAUAAAAUGUUUAGGUAAAAAGAAUAGACUCUCUAGCAUGACAGCCUUCCUCCCCAUGCCCCGUUCCACCUCAGACCCCAUACUCUGGGGAAUUAUUCCUUUAGAUUUUACAGACCUUCCAAAAUUGCAUAAUAUCACCAAAGCGCUAAAACAGGUGAGUGCGAGUAAUUGUUUAGAUAGCGAAGACAAAGAGGGAGUGCGGUUCAGUAGGAUGCAACGCUUUGGCAGCGGGGAAGUAACAGGACUGGUUUUGGGCAUUGUGCUAACUUCCCUUGCCCAAAGGCGUCCAUCCCAUUAGUCCACCAUUUCUUAGACUGGGUUGCAGGGUACAGCGAGACAUGAGUUGUUGCAGGAUUAAUGACCACAUGUGUUACCAACUGCAGCAGUGAUGUGACUGUAUUCCCAGAAUAUCAUAUCUUGAGAAAAGGCUUUGAGACUUCGGAUAAAACUUGCAAGGAGGUUGAAGAUAUAUUUCUCCCCUUAAAUAGUGCUUUAGAUGGGGAAAGAAAGAUAAAUUUGGUGACCCAAGUUGCCCUGAACUGCACACAGAAAAUCACACGUAACUUUGUCAGGGGCAGAUGUGAUAAUAACAGCUUUCUGUUUAUUGUGAAAAGAACAUUAGAAUUCUGAACAGCCUGUAUCAACACUUCCAGCUGUUUACGGGUUGAAGUGCCAGC